Molecule: messenger RNA, 1334 nt
Organism: Tripterygium wilfordii
Lineage: Eukaryota; Viridiplantae; Streptophyta; Magnoliopsida; Celastrales; Celastraceae
Product: pheophytinase, chloroplastic
Exons: 6
Coding region: 120-1226 (368 amino acids)
Biological process (GO): chlorophyll metabolic process
Cellular component (GO): chloroplast
Molecular function (GO): chlorophyllase activity
Source: RefSeq, a predicted model, not a curated record
AUUACAAGCCAAAAAAAAAAGUCUCAUUAUUUAAAGCAAAUCACAUUUGUUGUUUCUAAACAUCGAUUGAAAGUUCAAUUUCCAUUCUGUUGAAUGCUCAACAUUCAUUUCGUUAACAAAUGGCUUCCAUGGCAGUGGAGGCAGCUAUGGCUGUACAUCUACUAGGACAACAGAGAAGAUCAAAUCUUCGCCUCUGCAACAUCAAGACCAGCAGACUUAAUGUCAGCCAUGCAUCUCUUGCAAAUCCAACAACUUCAUCACCUUCGUUGGGGUUGAGCGUAGUAGAUAUAAAGGAGAGGUGCCAGAAGUGGGAAUGGAAGGGUCGCCAUUCCAUCCAUUACUUUGCUUCAGUUACUGAUUCCAAUAGUACUAAGCCUCCUCUUCUUCUUGUUCAUGGCUUUGGUGCUUCAAUUCUGCACUGGCGCAGGAAUAUUGGCACUCUAGCCCAACAUUACAACGUCUAUGCAAUUGACCUUAUUGGGUUUGGUGCUUCAGAUAAACCACAAGGUUUUUCAUAUACAAUGGAAACAUGGGCUCAGUUAAUACUGGACUUCAUAAAUGAAGUUGUUCAGAAUCCAACUGUGCUGGUAGGGAACUCUGUGGGAAGUCUAGCUUGUGUGAUUGCUGCAUCAGACUUCUUGCCAAAAGAAUCUACUCAAGCUCUGGUUUGUGGGCUUGUACUCUUAAACUGCUCCGGUGGCAUGAACAACAAGGCCAUUGUGGAUGACUGGAGGAUCAGAUUGUUGUUACCCCUGUUCUGGUUAAUUGACUUUCUAUUGAACCAACGGGUAAUCGCUUCAGCGAUCUUUGAAUCCAUCAAGAAGAGAGACACUAUAAGGAAUAUUUUGCUCUCUGUUUAUGGAAACAAGGAUGCAGUCGAUGAAGAAUUGGUGGAGAUAAUUUGUGAACCUACAUUCGAUGAAGGGGCGCUUGAUGCUUUUGUUUCGAUCGUGACAGGCCCGCCAGGGCCAAACCCAGUGCAAUUGAUGCCCAGGAUUCCCUCACCUGUUCUAGUUUUAUGGGGCAAUCAAGACCCUUUCACUCCUCUUGAUGGUCCUGUUGGUAGAUACUUCUCUUCCAUGCCUUCGGAGCGAGCAAACGUGAGUCUGUACGUAUUGGAAGGGGUCGGACACUGCCCUCAUGACGACAAACCUGAUUUGGUCCAUGAGAAGUUGCUUCCCUGGCUGGAUCAGCUUGCUGCUUCGCAAGAAGAGAAUAUAGUAUAGCAUCUUAGAGAAGCUUAUUCUAAUUGUCAUCUUGACAAUUCAUCUAUGAAACAGAAAUUCUUAUAAAAUGUUGCACAAAAUGCUAUUGUUUCCAAACUGUAACGAAUC